GUGCCCAUCCACCACCCAAAGAUGAUGGCCAGGGGGAUGCCAGUUUUCCUGCUCCUCCUCUGGACAACACACACACCUCAAGGCACAGGAGUUCAGGUUUUGCCACCUGUUAACUUCACCCUCACAGUCUCUGCAUUAGCACAAGUGCUGUUACAGUGGGAGCCAAACCCUGCUCAGGAACAAAACAACUCCACCGUUAGAUACGAUGUGAAAAUCCUGAGCCCUGAGCCAGAAGAGUACGACACCAGGAGGACUCACAGUGUGCGAACUGCGGCGCUGCACAACGGCUUCUCCGCCCGCGUGCGCACCCUGCUCCUCCAGGAGGGCCUCCAGAUGAGCAGCGACUGGGUGGAGGGAAACCUCCCACCUCUGCCAGGUGCUGCAGAGACCUCUGUCACCAACCUGUCCUGUGUCACCCAUGUCACCAUCCCUGGCAAUGUCUCUCUCCGUUGCACUUGGCUCCCUGGCCAAGGGGCUCCAGAAGACACCAAAUACUUCCUGUUUUACAGGUAUGAGACCCACACAGAGGAAUGUCCCACUUACACCAAAGACAAGUGGAGCAGGAAUACUGAGUGCAGAUUUUCAAGUACUCAGAUCAAACCUGAUGAGAUUGACAACCUCGUUGUCAUUCACAUUAAUGGCUCCAGCAGACGUGCUGCAAUCAAGCCUUUCCAGCAGUUAUUUAACCAAAAUGCCAUUGAGAAAGUGAAUAUUCCCAGAAAUAUCAGCAUAUCCCUGGAGCAAAAUGAUCUCCUGGCCACGUGGGAGAAGCCAAUUUCUCCUUUCCAUGAGGAAUGUUUUGAAUAUGAAUUUUAUCUCAUCAACCUGAAGUCAGGAAACCAGCAGAUCCUGAGAAUCUCCUCCAGCAGUUUCCAGCUGUGGGUGGAUGCCAGCAGCAGAUAUUCCAUCAGGAUCAGGGCCAACCUCAACCACAUCUGCCGUGCCCCUGGAGUCUGGAGUGACUGGAGUGACACCAUUUAUGUUGGACAAAAUAAACUGGAGAGUUCCACAGCCUGGAUUCUCACUCUGCUCUGUGUGUCCACGUCCUGCACAUUGCUGCUUGCUGCCAUAAUAUGCCAAAUAAACCACGUUUGGAGGAAACUGUUCCCACCAAUCCCAACGCCCAGCAACAAAUUCCGAGACCCUUUCCCAACUGACUACGAGAGAGCACGGACCUGCCCCAGCUCCACGGAGACCGAGGUGGGCAGCCUGGCUGAAGGCCUCUCCUGCAGUGGCCUCGACGACUCCGUGUUCUGAGAGGCUCCACAACAUCACCCACCAGUGCUCUGUGUCACCUCUGUGUCCCUGCUCCCAGUGGGGAUGAGAAUUUGCCUCCACCAGGUGCCUUGUUACCAAACAGAAAGUUCCUGCUCAAGCAGGAUCGAGGUUCAUGGCACAAGGGCUGUGUAGGGAAAAACAAAGCUUGGAAAAGAGUCAAUGGAUUCAUUUUCUCUGGUUGGCACCUUAAUCUUUUGGAUGUUUGUUUUACCUUGCUCUGACAACUGGAGAUGCAAACUGGGUUUGGCACAGUCCUGUGGAUGCAGCAAGGUGGUCCUGGCAGUGACCAAGAGGGGUCAAACACUGGGAAGAGAAGAAAAAAAUGUGUGAAGUACCCAGUGCUGUCACCCCCAGUGCUGUCACCCCCAGGGCUGCACAGCAAGGCCACCAUGAGAGCCAGACACUCACCUGGCCUUUGCUGCUAUGCUUUGUAAUGAAACUGUGAAUUUCCACCUGAAUUUCCACCCUGGGCUCUGACCUCUCUGGCUGUGGCCCAUGGAGUUCUCCUGGUCUUGCAGAAUUCCUUCUAAUUCCAAGAAACUUCCUGUCCAUGGAGCAGGGUCACACACGUUAACAAAGAAUAAAAAUAAAGAUUUGAUCCAGCCAAAGUUCUUUCAAGGGUGCCUAAAGAAAUGGAGCUUCCAGAUACUAUAAACUAAAAAUAAUUAUAAUAAAUGAGCCAGUUCUCA
Haemorhous mexicanus (house finch) is the source of this 1967-nucleotide messenger RNA. It is a transcript of the gene IL5RA, whose product is annotated as interleukin 5 receptor subunit alpha. Bases 22 to 1257 code for a protein of 411 amino acids. Gene Ontology annotation, molecular function: protein binding; cytokine receptor activity. NCBI's taxonomy places the organism in Eukaryota, Metazoa, Chordata, Aves, Passeriformes, Fringillidae. The transcript has 10 exons. The record is from RefSeq and is a predicted model, not a curated record. Gene Ontology annotation, biological process: immunoglobulin mediated immune response; cytokine-mediated signaling pathway. Gene Ontology annotation, cellular component: external side of plasma membrane; membrane.